GACAAAAAAAUAAAAGAGUCAAAAUCCUUUACACUCUUAAAUUUGUUCCCUACAAAUAGCCAUUACUUCUCUCUUUACUUCCUUAUCUCAACCUUUAAUUAACCCUUCCAUUCCUUCAAAAUUUGUUUGAACAAUGGAUACCAAUUUUUUCAUCAACGAUAAUGAGGAUGUGUUGAUUGAGAUAUUGAAGAGGCUCGACGGCCGUUCAUUGGGAGUAGCUGCCUGUGUAUGUAAGCUCUGGUCCGGUAUCGCUCGGAACGAUUCUCUCUGGGAGCAUCUCUGCUUCCGCCACGUGUCGCCGCCGCUCGAAGGUGUGAGGACGGUGGUUUUGGCACUAGGAGGGUACCGGCGGCUGUAUAUGGUCUGCGUGAGGCCAGUAUUGAAUCGAUUGCGAAAAUGGAGGCCGAUUGGAAUGGAAUCUGAUUCCGAGAUUGUGAGACGAGUUUAUUGGACUCGUCAUGAAGUCGAGUUAUCGUUGUCGCUGUUUUGUGUGGAUUAUUAUGAGCGAGUAUUAUUGACCGGCGGUAGUGGUGAUGGGGGUGGAGGCGGCGGAGACGCUGCGGCGGCGCCGUGUGUAUCGUCGCUCAUGUUCCUUUGUAAGGCUGUGAAUGUUUGAAUGGAAUUGAAAUUCAAAUUUAAUUUGGAAAUGAAGCUUAUUUGGCGAGAAGUAAUAAGUAUUCUUUUAUAUUUAAUUAGAUGUUUUAAAUUUAAAUUAUAUUGAAACACAAAAUUAUAUUUAUUUCUGUAAAUUCGAAAUUCGUUAUGCGAAUAUAUAAGCUUCAUAUUAUUAUUA
Messenger RNA from Solanum pennellii, 793 nucleotides. RefSeq names its product F-box protein SNE-like. The record is from RefSeq and is a predicted model, not a curated record. Gene Ontology annotation, molecular function: protein binding. NCBI's taxonomy places the organism in Eukaryota, Viridiplantae, Streptophyta, Magnoliopsida, Solanales, Solanaceae. Gene Ontology annotation, biological process: regulation of gibberellic acid mediated signaling pathway; gibberellic acid mediated signaling pathway. Bases 134 to 616 code for a protein of 160 amino acids. The transcript has a single exon. Gene Ontology annotation, cellular component: SCF ubiquitin ligase complex.